GUUGCUAGGCGAAGGGUGAAGGGUGGGAGGGAGGCAGAGUUGAGUCGGGCAGCAGCGGACAGGCCAGGGGAGCGCCUGGCGGCCAGUUGGGCUGUGGUCCAGGGAGUGUCCAGUGGAGUGGACCCAGGAAAGCAUGGCCGUCCGGAAGGAGGAUGCCAAGGUGAGAGCAUUCCACGUAGUCACCCCACUGCUGGAGAGCACAGCUCUGACCCAGGCGGCCGGAGCCCGGGUCCUCCUCAAGUUGGAGAAUGUCCAGCCCUCGGGCUCCUUCAAGAUCCGGGGCAUCGGCUACUUCUGCCAGGAGAUGGCCCAGAAAGGAUGCAAACACUUGGUCUGCUCCUCAGGGGGCAAUGCAGGAUUGGCUGCCGCCUACGCGGCCAGGAAACUGGGUGUCCCGGCUACCAUCGUGCUGCCCAGGACGUCCUCGCCCCAAGUGGUGGAGCGCCUCAGAGAUGAGGGAGCCCACGUGGAGCUGAUUGGGAAGGUUUGGGAUGACGCCAGCCUGAAGGCCCAGGAGCUGGCCAAGAGGGAGGGCUGGGUCAACGUUCAUCCAUUUGACCACCCUCUGAUCUGGCAAGGCCACGCCAGCCUCGUCCGGGAGCUGAAGGCCGCCCUGGACCCCCACAAACCAGGGAGCAUCAUCCUUUCGGUCGGGGGAGGGGGCCUCUUGGCUGGCGUGGUGGCGGGGAUGAAGGAAGUGGGCUGGUUGGAUGUGCCCAUCCUCGCCAUGGAGACCAAGGGGGCACACUGCUUCAACGCCGCCCUCCUGGCGGGGGAACCGAUCCCACUUCCAGAUAUCACCAGUGUGGCAAAGUGCCUGGGGGCUAAGACGGUGGCAGCCAGGGCCUUGGAGUGUACCCGGGAGUGCCACAUCAUCUCAGAAGUGGUGGAUGAUCGGGAUGCUGUGGAAGCCGUGGAACGCUUCUUGGAGGAUGAGAGGAUGCUGGUAGAGCCGGCCUGUGGGGCCGCGCUGGCUGCCAUCUACUCGGGCUUGGUCCGACGGCUUCAGGAGGAAGGACGCCUUGGUUCCACCCCCGGCGUUGUGGUGGUCAUUGUGUGUGGGGGAAGCGGCAUCAACAUGGCCGAUCUCCAGGCCAUGAAAGCCCAGCUGGGCAUGGGCUGAGCACCCCUUUGGCCAGGUGGGCCAGUCAGGGGCCGGUCAGGGGCUGGUGGGUCUGGGGAGGCCAGGGAGGUCUGUGGCUGAGUCUCCCACCCCCAACCUUGGGAAAUAAAGGUGAGUCCAUGCAGCCGGGCUCAGUCUGGUCCAAA
This is a messenger RNA of Ornithorhynchus anatinus (platypus), 1269 nucleotides long. RefSeq names its product serine dehydratase like (gene SDSL). Gene Ontology annotation, biological process: L-serine catabolic process; L-threonine catabolic process. Bases 134 to 1123 code for a protein of 329 amino acids. Gene Ontology annotation, molecular function: pyridoxal phosphate binding; L-serine ammonia-lyase activity; threonine deaminase activity. The record is from RefSeq and is a predicted model, not a curated record. Lineage: Eukaryota; Metazoa; Chordata; Mammalia; Monotremata; Ornithorhynchidae. The transcript is spliced from 8 exons.